CCACUUUCCAAUUCCCAUCCAACGCUCCCGAACAUCCCUUCAUCUCCACCGGCGUGGUACAUUGUAACUCCCUUGCUUCCGAACCUAACUCCAAACCUCUCCUUUGGGGCGAACCUAAUUUUUUUUUUACUCUCUUCUUUAAAAAAGUAAAAAGAAAAACAAUUUACUUUUUUUUUUAUUAAUUUUAAUGUUUUAAUUUUGUAUUAUGACCCUGGUUGGAUCCCUUUAUCUUCGCUUCCCGGUCUGAAAAUCCAAUUCUUGAGAGAGAAACUAAAAAAGAAGGAAAAGAUUUUGAGAGAGAGAGAGAGAGUUUCCACCGUCGUUUUAACUGAAACUUUCCCGUUGUUUUGAACUUUUCUUCUUCUCUCUCUAAUCAAGCUUAGCCUCGUUAAUUACAGUUAAACUUUUUUAAUUAAAAAAAAAAAACGACUUGCCGUUUUUUAGCUUCUCUUGAAGAACCCUAAAGAAAGGCUCUUAGGCUUGGGGCUCAGAUCAAAAGCUUAAGUUCCUCUUUCACUCUUUUUUGUCUGAAGCUUUUGGUUUUUUAUGGAUGAUAUCUUGAAGAGCGGAGUAGUUGGAAUUUGGUGAGACUUUUCUGUGGAAUAAGGUGGUUGCGCUGUGAUGAUCUUAUAUAUGGAUACACUUAUAGUGUGCAAAAGCAUAUAGCUACAAAAUAGUGGUGGUUGGAUUUUUAAUGCCUGGUAACGAAGUUGAAGACGGGAUCCACAGUCUAUUUGAGCUAGACAACUCUCUCCAGGGCCAGCAUCUGGCACAAGCUGGGGAUGGAAAUUGGCCUGUGCUUAACUAUAAUCAGUGGGUUGGAAAGCUGAGACAGAUUGGGGCACCCCAGAAUUUCAAUUUGAAAAACUACAGCUUACAACAAUUAGAUUCUGUAAGAGGACAUGGUGAUGAAGCUUUAAGUGUGCUGCAUGACCAAAGCUAUACGCAAUUGUCUCCUGCACCUGAGUAUUCCCAAAUUCUUCCCAGAAACGACGAACUGAGUACAAAUGGCUUCUUGCUUGGGUGCCAGAGUUUUGGGAUGCAACACAAUCAACCAGGGGUUUUGUGUGACAAUAAUGGUUAUGAUCAGCAUAAUUUGAUUUCUAGAGGCUCUUCUAUCUUUAAUUCACAUCAAGAAUAUGAGUCUUGUGAGAGUCCCACCCUGACAACAAAUUCAGAAAGGUCGGAAAUUACUGAAGCUUCUACUGAUUUAAACUUUCUUAAAGGGCAACAACAACUUUUGAACACCCCACAACUGGGUAUUCAGCAACCUCUACCCAUGCAGCAGUCUGGCUAUAGUGACAUGCACUUGUUGCAGCAGCAUUUAAUGAUCAAGCAGCUGCAAGAUCUUCAGAGACAACAGCAACUUCAACAGUUUGGUGAUGUGAGGCAGCAGAAUACUUUAAACCAACUUUCUGCUAUCGCCAAACAGUCUGCUGCUGGUCAGUUCUCACCUCUCAUUAAUGGAACACCUGUUCAUGAGGCAUCACAAAUGUUUAUGAACAUUGUACAGCGAGGUACAUCUCCCACUACUCCAGGAGCUUCUAACAGAGUUGUCUUUCCACAAGAUCAAGGUCAGGCUUUCCGUUCAAUUGGUCUAAGUUCUCAGCAGCCUGAUGCAUCUUUAUAUGGUACUCCUGUUGCAAGUGCAAGAAGUAAUAUGAGUCAAUAUUCUCAACAAGGAAUCUCUAAUGAUGCUGUUAAUUUGUUGACCAAGGCUGGUGGUCAAGCACAGAAGCCUACCAUGCAGUCCUCAGGCACAUUCUUAAGAGAUCAGUACACUGUUUUGCCAGAUCAGAUCCACAUGUCACAAGGUGCUUUAAUAUCCAACCCGGGAUUCCAGGGGAAAGAUAUAUUUGGACCAGCUUCUGUCCAGAGCAUAAAUAGUGGGAAUAUGUCUGCAAGCUUCCAGGCUGGAAAUGCUGCACAAAUCAAUACAUCUGCAAAGGACUACAAUGGGAGGCAAGAGCGAGCUGGUUGGCCUGCAAUGCAGCAGAAAACCACAGAGAUUGGUCCCUCUCAGGGUUUGGUUCCUUUGGACCCAAUGGAAGAGAAGCUAUUAUAUAAUAUGGAUGACAACUUCUGGGAUGCCUCCUUUGGCAGGCGCAAUGAUUUAGGUGCUGGAAGUUUCAGCAAUGCAUUGGAGAACUCAGAUUUUUCAUAUGCAUUUCCAUCUAUUCAGAGUGGGAGCUGGAGUGCUUUAAUGCAGUCUGCUGUGGCUGAGGCUUCUAGCAGUGAUACUGGGCUGCAGGAGGAGUGGAGUGGAUUGACAUUUCAGAAUACUGAACAGUCAACUGAUAAUCAGCUUUCAAACUUCGUCGAUAGUGAUAAGCAACAGGCAGGUUGGAUUGAUAGCAACCUACAGAGUGCUUCCUCCUUUAGUUCAAAACCUAUGCCCAUGUUCAAUGACUCUGGUGUAAGCUCUAGCUUCCCUGGUUUUCAGCAGCCUAGCACUCAAUUUUCAACUGAACAGGGAGAGAAUCUACCCCCUGAUGGAUCACAUGGGUCUUCUGAAAAGAAGUCCCCCAAAGUCACGUCUGAGUGGGUAGAUUGUGGUGCUCAACAGAAGCAAUCCUUUGAGGGAGGGCAGCAAGUUCAGUCAUAUGUGCAUUUAGAUAAUACUUGGGCAGGUCGGAUGUACGAGCAUUCAGACAGUGGUGCACAUCAGCGGAGGACUACCUCACAUGAAGAUUUUGGCCAACCUUAUGCUAAACCUAAAGGUAGCGCUAAUGAUGGUUGUUUGUCGAAGACAUCAACUGGAGGAGUGGAGCAAGUACAAUCUGGCACAGAUAAUAAUCUGUUCAACAGAAAAGAUUCACAGAUAAAAAAUAACCAGUCAACUGGUCAACAAGUCAUAGAUAAUAAUAGAUCUGAUUACAUGAGACAUGCUGAUGUCUCUGCCACCAAUGAAAGUGAGAGUACAGGGAAAAAACAGCAUCAGAUAAGCAAUGAACCUCGUGGUAUUGCUAGCUCUUGUGAGGGAGAAGGUGAAAUAUACGUAAAUCAGCAAAAGAGCUACCAAAGGCAGGCUUCAAAUGAAAGCUAUUAUUCCAAAGGAUUAAGUGGCCGUGACCAUGGCCAGGUCAAGUUUUUUGGUGAUGUUUCUAGUGGCAAUACAAACUUCAAUGAGGUGCGGUCACCUUUAGAAGAGGUAACUUCAAGGGAUGAUAUCAAAUCAGUUGGCCCUGAUGGAUCAAAAACUGCUUCUCAGACAAGUCAACAUAUGCUUGAGCUACUUCACAAGGUCAACCUUUCAACGGAGGGUGGUGCCAUGGCACAUUCUGGCUCUACAGACUCUAAUGCAUUGGCCAAAGUUCCUGAUGCAGAUGCUCAUAUGUCUGUUGCUCAACUAUACAACCAAUCUUCUGCUUCUCAAGGGUUUAGUUUAAGGUUGGCCCUCCCAUCCCAACGGCUGCCAAAUCCAAACCAUUUCGUCAAUUCUCAGGGUUCACCACAGACCCUAAGUUAUCUAAAAUCAGGGCAGGUCAAUCAGACAUGGGCUGCUCCCCCAUACUCUGGUCAAUCUUUGCCUCCAGCAAAUGAGUUAUCUCAGAGAGUACAUUUGGAUGCUAAAUCUAGUACAUUUGGACAAACAGGUGUCAACGCAUUCUCAAACAUGAAGGGUAGCGCUGUUGCAGCCUUUGUAUCCAGUCUUCCACCACUAAGAAAUCAAAUACAAAUGCCAAACAUGCCUAAUUCACCCAUAGUAUCUCAAUCAUUACAGGCAACACUGUCAAGUGCUAGUAGGAAUCCCCCUUUUAACCUUGCCACCUCUCAAGAUACUUCUCGACAGAUUUCUACCAAUCAUUUUGGUCAGCAGUUUCCAGUUUUGGAGGCUUCACAGGUAUCUCAGCCUUCUAUCAUGUCAGGCAUGUCAAGGCAGGGUGAAUUUUCAGCAAUGCAAAAUGCAUGGACAACUCUGCCAACUCAGCAGAAUCUUUCUGUUUUAGAACCUCUCAAGGUUCCUGCCAGCUUGCCUCCCUCCAUGGAUCCCACAGAUAAUAGUAUAAACUCCACUAAAGGUGGUUAUGGAGAAAUGCAGGCAGGAAAAGAUAGAUCCCUGCAGCAAAUGUCUUUUGAGAUGACAGAUUCUUCCCAGCUAGCUAUUUUCUCUAGAGGAGAAGAACCUUCACAAAAGCAUUGCUUAGAUGCAAGUGCUCUGCCCUCUUCGUCAUCGUUGUCUCAUUCUAAUCAAGAGGUCCUUGUUGGGAUGAAACAUGAUAAUAACCAAGCCUCUAUGACUUCUGAGAGAAACUUUGCACCUGCUGCCCAUUCUUUGAAACCAUCUAGUAGUCUCCAGCAAAAUUACUCUCUGUUGCAUCAAAUGCAAGCAAUGAGUACUGCUGAGACUGAUCCAAUUAAGAGUGCUGAUGACACUCAGCUGGUUGUUUCUGUGGCGGGACAGCAGUUGCAUGAACAGAAUUCAAGGUUGAGAAACUCUAUGGAUAGUGGACCAAAUUCAGCAGCAGGUGGGGAUAACAAAACUCUAAGCUUCUUCACAGGUUCAAGAGAAGAUCCAAGUGUAAAAGCUUUGUCACAGAAUGCUCUCCAAAAUAUACCUUCCCAUGAAAUGGUCAGAUUUGGUGAAAAUAAUUCUCAGAGCCAAUCUGCUAGCAGCUCUUAUGUAACUAAUCAUACGAACCAUGGCCAGGGUAACCUGCAUAUUGCACCCUCUUGGUUUAAGCAGUAUGGGACCUUCAGAAAUGGGCAGAUGCUUUCAAUGUCUGAUGCCAGGAUUACAAAAUCUGUCUCAGGACAGUUCUCCCUCUUGAAGCCAACUCAGAAUCUGCAUAUUCAUGCCACUGUUGGGCAAGUAGAUGCUGUGGAGGCUGGUCAAGCUGCUAUUGCCAGGCCAGGCUCAGCUACCACCUUGGUGGCAGAUGAACACUUUUCAGCUCCUUAUGUGUUGCGUUCAAGUAUCAACAAUCAAAAUUUUGUUACCACAAGACCAAAGAAGCGAAAAGCUAUGACAUUUGAUCUUCUGCCAUGGUGCAAAGAAGUGUCACAAGGUUCCCAAAAACUUCAAAAUAUCAGUGUCUCAGAACAAGAGUGGGCUGAGGCCACAAAUCGGUUGUGUGAGAAGGUGGAAGAUGAGGUUGAAACACUUGAUGAUGUGCAUCCACUGCUUCGAUCAAAGAGGAGGCUUGUGUUGACAACACAGCUUAUGCAGCUAUUGCUUAAUCCUGCACCAGCAUCUAUUCUCAGAGCAGAUGCCACCUCAAACUAUAAUAGUGUAUCAUACUUUAUUUCUAGAGUAGCCCUAGGUGACGCAUGCAGCCUUUGCUGUGGUGUAAGAGAUAAUAUGCAGCUCUCCUCUGACAACAGUAACAUGAUCUCUGAGAAGCUGAAAACUUUCGAGAAAACUGGUGACCAGAAAAUUUUGGAAGUCAUGGAAGAUUUUACUGAUAGAGCUAAGAAACUAGAAAACGACUUCCAAAGAUUGGACAAGACAGUGUCAGUUCUAGACAUCAGAGUGGAAUGUCAGGAGCUGGAACGUUUUUCUGUCAUCAACCGAUUUGCCAGAUUUCAUAUCCGAGGACAAGGAGAUACCUCUGGCGCCGCGUCGUCCUCUGCAUUACACAAACCAGUUCCCCAGAGAUAUGUCACAGCACUUCCAAUGCCUAGGAAUCUACCUGAGGGGGUACAAUGUUUUUCACUGUGAUCAUGAUUUUAACUGAUCCUCUCUCAAAAUGAAUCUUGUUUUCAUCUAUUCUCUGCAUGCAAUAUCAACGCAUCUCUCCAUGAUCUCUCUCUUCGCUAACCUUAAUGCUGGCAAGCAAGAAAGACGAGAAUGCAUGAUGGAAUGCUGGACGGGUCAACCUUGUAACUGAGGCCCUCAGUUAUUUUGAGUUGAGGCCAUCAUUGUAAUUUUUGAGAAAGUAAAUAUUGUUUCUUGUAUAUUUGCAUGAAAGUCCAAGGAGAAUAGGAGUAUUCUAAGUAUCUUUUGAAAGGAGCAAGAGGAUCGUAUCAGUAUGAAUGUCUUUUAACUUGUUACAUAAAUAGUGGAAUUUAGCUUGCCUAGAACGUUGAUAAUAUUUGGAUCUUCGCCUUUGUUGGGUACACUUGGGUCUUCUUUUUCCUUUUCACUCUUUCAGUUGUAUUCUGUUAUGAGCUGGAAGGACAGGAGACCAGCAAUUAUUCAGCAAAUGAAAAUAUUUAUGGCAGGCACAAGAAGUUGGAAUUUUAUAAUGUCUAGGGUAUGUUA
This is a messenger RNA of Theobroma umbraticum, 6205 nucleotides long. Its product is annotated as dentin sialophosphoprotein-like protein. The record is from RefSeq and is a predicted model, not a curated record. Lineage: Eukaryota; Viridiplantae; Streptophyta; Magnoliopsida; Malvales; Malvaceae.